AGCGGAGGGGACAAUAAUGAAGGCCUUGUUUUGUCAAAGCCAGUGGAUGGAGAGCGACAGUUUUCUGUCAAUGACUCCAUUAUUGGAAGACCUAGUGGGGGCUUCAUCGCAAAGGUUGUGGAAGUCUACUCUAGCGGAAAUUUUCUUCUAGUGGAAGUAAUUUCUGCCAACCUUGACGAAAAUGGAACUAUUAUUACUGCUGUGGAUAUUAAUAUGCUGAAAAGUCACCACAGACGAAGGAGGCGCUCAACGAGAUACGACUUUGAAUUGGCAAGUUUUAAACCCAACAAAAUACACCACAAGCUGCUGUCAACAGGGAUCGCCGAGCUGAAAGUCUCUUUGGGGAUGUCCUUUACAAUGAAAAUGUUUCUUGAGAUAGAGAAAAGUUGGCUCGGAUUUGAAAUAGAAGAUGCUACUGCUGGUCUGGAGUUAGAUGGAAGCUUAGAUUUUUCUUUGACAUUUACUGUUGGUGGGAAGCUAAGGUAUAACAAAGGUCUAAACGUCAUGAGAGAAAAACAGCUCGGUCGUUCGAUUUAUAUUCCCGUUGGGCCAAUUAGAAUUCCUGCUGGGCUUUUCUUAGGAAUAACAGGACGUGCAUCUAUUGGAUUAUCUGUAAGUUGA
Stylophora pistillata is the source of this 621-nucleotide messenger RNA. RefSeq lists its product as uncharacterized. The record is from RefSeq and is a predicted model, not a curated record. Lineage: Eukaryota; Metazoa; Cnidaria; Anthozoa; Scleractinia; Pocilloporidae.